AUGAGCAUAAAGCUUCCCACGAAAGGUACACUGAACCAAGGCUCUGACCAAUCAUGGCGAAUCGCGGAUAGGGUUCAACAGCUCAACUCCAAAACGUUCGAUAGCUCGAGCGGCGAGCGAUUUAGGGGAAGCGUCAUGAUCUCCGGUGUAGAUCACACAUUCCAGCUCCGGAAACUCUUCCUGGACGGCUUUGACGGCGCACCACAACACUCGCUCGGCCCCGCCGCCGUCGUUUGUGUACGGAUGAAAGAAACCGAUGGAUCUACUCCGGUUUCUCCGAUGGUAGACCACGGCGGCGGCGAUCCUGACGGUGAUAGCCGAUAUUACGCUUACGAACAUCAGCGCGAGCAUGUGAAGUGA
This is a messenger RNA of Striga asiatica, 360 nucleotides long. NCBI's taxonomy places the organism in Eukaryota, Viridiplantae, Streptophyta, Magnoliopsida, Lamiales, Orobanchaceae. The record is from the annotation of a GenBank genome assembly.